Messenger RNA from Biomphalaria glabrata, 923 nucleotides. Its product is annotated as cilia- and flagella-associated protein 144-like. The record is from RefSeq and is a predicted model, not a curated record. The transcript is spliced from 4 exons. The coding region runs from base 31 to 447 and encodes 138 amino acids. NCBI's taxonomy places the organism in Eukaryota, Metazoa, Mollusca, Gastropoda, Planorbidae. Gene Ontology annotation, cellular component: ciliary base.
UCAAAGCUUGUUCAAGCGUUCAUAAUAAAGAUGGCGUCGAAGCAAACUGAAAAAGAACCCGUAAAUGCAGUUCACCAAAAUAGUAUCUUAUGUGAAACUAUAGCGAAGGAAAAUAGAUGUCAAAAAAUAUAUACAAACUAUGGUAUUAAUCCAUUUAGAAAGAUUCAUGUGAUAGCAGGGAAACCCAAUUCACAGCAUGACACUGCUGAAGGGGAAGAAGAUGUACAUUUUCAAGAUAUUAUACGUAGAGCCCACCAAGAACCUGUGAAAAAAUAUCCUUUCCCACAGACAGAAUCACAAGAAUAUGGCUGGAUAAGUCAUCCAUUGAUUGAACAUGAUCGUACAGAUAGAAGAUUGAAUUUCUAUCGCCACAACUCCAGCAUUACUAAAUAUAUGGAUAAAGCAUGGAGUCUUAUGGACAAGAAAGAGCCAACGCCCAAAACAUAAAGCUGAUGAUUCUCAGAACAGGUGUUGAAAUGAUAUGUCAAACACAGCUACUCUGGUUUCAAUGAAUAUACCACUGAACAUUCUUUUACAAGCUUUGAGUUUUUUUACCGUAUCUAUUUUGUUCAAUUUUACUUUAAAGAAGCAUGUGAGUAAAUGAGAAUAAAUGGUACUUCAUUUACGAUAAUUUGAUUAAUUUAACAAGUGCAAUGCCUUGAAAUUAAUAUUAGAAAUUGUACCACGGUUCCUUUAGCUCCUAAGACACUUUUACAAAUUGAAAUGUAUUACAUUCUAAUGGUUUGUUUAUUCUAGUUAUGUACAACAUUUUUUGUUUUCUAAAACAAUGUGAAUUAAUAAAGCAAGUAGCUUCCCCUUUGAUUUAGGCAAGAAAAAAGCACUACAUCUUUCUAUUUAAAUUCUAUGUAGCCAAGAAAUUGUGCUCAAUUUAUUAAAGAAUAAAAUGGUAUAUGUUGACUGUA